Molecule: messenger RNA, 1872 nt
Organism: Fomitiporia mediterranea MF3/22
Lineage: Eukaryota; Fungi; Basidiomycota; Agaricomycetes; Hymenochaetales; Hymenochaetaceae
Product: beta-lactamase/transpeptidase-like protein
Exons: 7
Coding region: 56-1807 (583 amino acids)
Source: RefSeq, a predicted model, not a curated record
AUGGCAUCCUUGCCCAUCACCGCCCAAAAUCUCAUUGGGCUGAAAGGCGUCAAGAAUGAGAAUAUCCACUCUACAAUACUCUACAGCCUGGGUCUUCUUCCAGUCAGCUCUUUCAGCACGAUGCAACCAGGUACCAUUCACAGCUAGCCCAGAACGUGUUCUGAAUCCCGAAUUUUCGAACUAUGUUGACCAUCUUAUGGAGCUGUGGAACGUUAAGGGCGUCUCGAUGGCCGUCAUUAAACCUGCAGGUGACGUUGAAUUUGGUUCGUGGGGAAAUAGGACUGAGGAUGGUGAGCCCAUGUCACCAGAGACGUUGUUUGGGAUAGCUUCGUGCUCGAAGGCGUUCCUUUCUGCAUCACUAGGUGUUCUAUUCGAUGACUACGCACACGGGAGGAACACCACUCCGUUGCCAGACGGACUUCGAAAGCUUGAUUGGGAAACGAAGAUCAAGGACGUCCUUCCCAACGACGAGUGGAAGCUACAGGAUGAAUGGGCGACGGAGAAGGCGAAUUUUAAAGAUAUUUUGUCUCAUUUGAGUGGCUUGCCGAGACAUGACGCCUCGUAUGGUCCCGCAGAUUCUCCUGCAGACAAUUUGCAUAAAUUGCGAUACCUUCGACCUGCUCAUGAGCUAAGGCAGAAGUUUUCGUAUAAUAAUCAGAUGUACGUCGUCGGGUCUCAUAUCCUAUCCAAAUACACCGGAUCGCAUGCGAACUAUACUGCGGAACGUAUAUUCAAACCUCUCGGCAUGGAGUCUACUACCUACUCUCCAGAUGUGGCAGCCAAGUCUGGUAAAUUGACGCACACAUGGACAGCGCAUGGACAGAGAAUACCUUACUCGAUUCUUGAAGAAGAGAAGGACUUGAUAGCUGGGCCUGGAGGGGUCAUCUCUAAUGUUGUUGAUCUGUCGAAAUGGGUAAAGAUGCUACUUCACAAUGGUUCUGCAACUGCAAUGGAUGGUCCUGGUGAACCACUCGUUUCUGUUCUUCCAAAGUCAGUGUUCGAGGCGGUGACAACUUCAAACACGAUUGGUAUGGGCCAUCCGACGGCCCCGGAAUUUUCUAUUGUUGGAUAUGGACUUGGUUGGCAACGUGCGUCGUAUCAAGGGCAUGAUGUUCUUUCUCAUUCAGGAUCUAUUCCUGGAUUGACCAGUCAUAUAUCAUUUUAUCCAGAUGACGGCUUCGGCAUAGUAACUCUACUUAAUACCGCUGACAAGGAUAGAGUUGCACUUGCUCUUCAUUAUCGAGCUGCGGAGGAUAUUCUGGGCUUACCGCAUAAGUUCAGUGCCGAGGAGCCGCCAACCCCUCCAAGUCCACCGGGUACCCCAAACACAAGCACCCCUCUCCCACUGUCAGCAUACAGUGGAUUAUACUCCAACCCAGGCUAUGGUGUUUUCGUACUCUGUGACCCAGAAUCAACUUCACACUACUGCGACUCCGUCCUAUCCGACUUCCGCGCAGUCGACGCAGCUCAAAGUCUUCCAUUCCCACCACAAACCGACGUACCUCAACUAUUCGCAGCAUGGCCUCGAAUUUGGUCAUCCCAUGUCCGACUUGUUCACGCCGCGAAUAACACAAACAAGUUCGAUAUCUCGUUCACUAGGUUGUUCCCUGAAGGAUACGGUGCUUCGGACACCGCGUUUGAGGUAUAUGAAAGCGAUAGGUAUGAAGGACAGGUUGAGUUUGUUGUUGAUGAGGAAGGGAUGUCUGUGAUUGGAUUUGGUUAUUUUGGUGUGGGUGAUAUGAAAGGGAAUAGAGAGGAGGGCGUGAGUAUUGAGGAUGGAUCUAUUGCUUGGUUUACGAGGGUAUGAAAAUGAAGGCUAUUCCUUUCCUCAAUGAACGGGGGGAUUGAUUACAGAAUUGGUUGUACUCCUUU